AUGCCCGAACAUACACCAGAGCUUACACGGCACGUAGUUUUAGAACUGACGCCAUUGCUUUUGCGCGAGUCAUCCUGUUUAUGCAACUUCAUUGUGCACACACUACAAUAUUUAACCAAUAAGAACAAUUUCUAUUCUGCAAAUAAAAAAAAUGGGACCAUGAACACUAAAAUACACAUAUUUCUUACAGGAGGAUUUUCGUUGUUCUCAGGAACAAGGCGAUGGGUGAGACACUGGGCCAAGAAAAAACACGUACAAAGCACACAUUACGCUAUUAACGAUCAGGAUUCUUCAUUGUAUCGACAAAUUGUACCAGGAGAUAUAUUGGCAAACCGGAGAAAAUUACCUAAUAGGAAACUUAGACCAAGGGAAUUCAGAUUAGCAACCUGCUCAAAUGGAUUAUUCAAAUUAACAGCACCAUAUCCACCUAAUGUCAAUGUCACAUUACAACCAUUCCCAAAAAAUGUAGCUGGACAGCAAAAUGAUAGACAAAAAAUGGGACAUGUACAGUUCCCGCAACAAUACAAGGGGGUACAAUAUAUAUCACUAAAACGCAUGGUGCCGUUCCCACGUGGAAAAUAUGCAUACGCAUACGAUGUAAAUAGAAUACUCACUGCAACACGAAACCGUACGGUAGCGAGGGUGGGAAUACUUAGGCAUGGAAAAGUAUCCACAGUUAUACAUGAAAAUUCAAAGCGAACGGCUUUGGAUGUUGCUGGGUACUGGCAAACAACAAAAAUUAAACGGAAUACAUGCCAGGAAAGACUUAUAACCGAUGAAGGAAACAUACCAGCACUAUGUGCAUUGUGUUACCAAAUAUGGGAAGGAAAACAAAAUAUACAAGCGAUAUAUAAUAGAAAGGAGUUUAUAUUAAGCCAUAUUAACACAUUCAAUGCCGAUCAAGUAUUACUACUCUCAGGCACAUUGGCAACCCACGUACAACCCUACUCCAAAUGGUUCAAUGCUAAUUCAGACAAACUAACAAUACUAAUCAUGGCAUGCCAUAGAAAGAUGAUCAACUGUAUUCCGAAAAUGUCAUUGGAACAAUUUAAUCUCGCCCUGCUCAUCUCCGAGGUCUUGGCUUCGAGAUAUACAGUAUACAGCCUAGACGAUAACAUGGUUAAACAAACUAUGUUACAACGGAUCAAAGAAUUGGCUGAGAUAGACACAAUAACAGAUACAUGGCAGAGGAUACAGAAAAAAGAUGAAAACCAUCUUAAAGAAAUAACACAACUACCAACCAGGGUACAAAUCGUAUAUCAUCGAGUUCAACCAUAUUUUGAAAAUAUUGAAACACGAGGAAGUAGAGGAAGGAUGCAUAUAGCAUCCCUAAUUCAGGCUACAACAUGCAUUCAAAGACAUUGCCAAAAUUCAAAAAAAAAUAAGAUAACAAUACAACAAUACAAUGAUAUCUGCAUAAGGCUAAAACGCAAGAUGACAGAUAACAACAUAUACUCAUUGGACAGUAUCAUGAAUAUGGUAAUACUGCUACACAGGAACAGUACUAUCGACACAGACGCCAUACAACUGGAUGCACAUGCCGUCAACGUUCUUGCCAAAAAACUUAGGGAACUUGUAAUUGACUCAUAUAUUCUGAUACCAAUCGAAGACAGUGAGUCACAGAUACCGGAUACCGUAGAACAAUGCAUUACAAAGCUUCUAGGGAUAUGUUUGGAAACCCCAAAGAUGGACACUAUACAACAAACUCUAGCAGCACUAAACGAAGCAAAAAUGAACAACGAACAUUUGACCACUCUAUUUCUGCCGUAUAUCGCCACAUGUUUAAAUAGACGCGAAUAUACCACAAUGACACUAGUGGAACUCAUACCUUACACCGCAGUACAAGGAAUACAGUGGCUACCCUUCUGGAUAGUACAUUUUGACGCGAUAGAACGCUGCCAAAUUGCAAAAUCUAAACCGAGCCAAGAGACAUUCAACAAGUUCUACACAAACAUAUACAAAUGCAUUACAAGGCUCUACACUGAUAUGUUCGGCGAGGAACCACGGAAAGGGAUGGGAAAAGAUCAUCAUGAUAAUCCACAAAGUUCAACAUACACCGGUACACAUGUGCUGCCGCAGAGAUGGGUUUGGAUCUUAGACGACCUUACACUGGUAAACGUAACAGAUGUCGACGCUAUGGAAUCUACACCGCGGUUACCAGAACUUCUAUAUAAAAGAUUUGGAACCAAACAAUCGAAAGAAGGGAUGAUACACGAUUUAGUGACCAACAUGAAAAAUAUCCAUCGUAAUCUCGGAGAUGCGAUGAACAUGGCACUGGAACAUCCCAAAUCAACGGUAGAAGGAAGCUCAACAGAUCCGCGACAACAUGGAAUUAAUAACGCCAGUUUUAAUGAAAUACUCAGAACACACGAGUUAAUGGCACUAUCUAUUAGUCUUUUUGAAAGACAAAUUAAUAAUGCUUUAUAG
This is a messenger RNA of Babesia sp. Xinjiang, 2427 nucleotides long. RefSeq lists its product as uncharacterized. The transcript has 4 exons. The record is from RefSeq and is a predicted model, not a curated record. Bases 1 to 2427 code for a protein of 808 amino acids. NCBI's taxonomy places the organism in Eukaryota, Apicomplexa, Aconoidasida, Piroplasmida, Babesiidae.